CUCUCACUCCUCUUUUCUCGUUCGUCCCCAUUGACCAAUUUCUACUAAUCCUCUCAUUCAAUCCUCAUUGCCAUCAACACGAAUCAUGAAAUACACAAAAACUUCCGUAGCUCUCGCCGUUAUCGGUUUGAGCAGUAGGGUAUUGGCUCAAUACACCGCCACAUACUACCCUGGCAGUGAACCUGACGAGACACAAGAGGGUCAAUACGGUACCAACCAAUGUGGAACGACAGCCAGUCAAACGUCGAAAUGUCAAAACGCAUUCAUCAACUCUGCCGACGAUUUUUGUCUCUGGGGACCACCCGACAGCACAUCACCCCUCGGAGACGGAACCAACAAGAUUGGUAAUGUUGAGGAGAUCGUUGUUAGUUAUUGCUUGAAGGACGGUUAUGGCACUCGAAUCAUUCCUUCUGGUACCCUCACCGGUGCUCACUUCGUUAAAGUGGUCAAUGAUCAAGUCUCUUAUGUGCAAGUCACCGGUCAAGGGGACAUGACAAAAAUGGGUUUGUAUCCGGGGGAUGAUGGUGGUGAAUUGGACCCGCAUUCUUGGACCGGUCUAGGUAACCCACAAGGUGGUGUGGUCUUCACAAAUGCCUUCACCGGGAAUUACGAGCAAACCCACGAAUGGACAUCUUUCAUAUCCCCCGUCGAUUUUUGUUUCAGAGCCUGUCGUGAUGGACCCAAUGCUGCUGGAUGGUGCGAACAUAUCUAUGAUACCUUGGGAUGUUCAUUCACUAUUCCCGGUGAUAUGGGUAGCGGUUUCGAUAAUUGUGACUCAGAUCCUGCUCUCCAACCCGGUGUCUACGAUGGAGCCACCUUCAAUCAAGGUGACCCUACCACCCCAGCCCCUCAUCCGGCAGCAGCGACCUAUCAAUGUACCCCGUUCGCCUCCGUCGGUGGAGGUACCGCCAACUUAGCCGCAACACCUUCUUCAAGUGCAUCAGCUUCAGGAAGCUCGGGUAGCGGAAGCAUGGUCUCAAGUACAUCCAUGAGCAUGUCAUCGGCCUCUUCGAUGUCAAGCAGCAUGAGUAACAGUUCGAGUUCAGCGUCGAUCACAAGCCGAGCUUCGUCAAUGACUACCAUGAGAAGUACGACGAGUAGUCGAGCUUCGACCUCAAGUACUAGUGCAAGCGCAAGUUCGACCGCAGGCUCCGCCUCGGUCAACGUUGGGGUUUCCGGUUUGACAUGGUUGGUCGCAGGAGUGAUUGGAGGUGCCGCGGCUAUGAUAUAAAAGGGGGUUUCCAUUCGAUGAUCCACGGGAGAGAGUUAUGAUUCGCAUGAUUUCUGCAUAUGAGGACACUUUAUGGACAUUUAAAUAUUGUUUCUGUCUAGGUCGAGAUGUAUGGACACUGCAUCUUC
Messenger RNA from Tremella mesenterica DSM 1558, 1359 nucleotides. RefSeq lists its product as uncharacterized. Lineage: Eukaryota; Fungi; Basidiomycota; Tremellomycetes; Tremellales; Tremellaceae. Bases 86 to 1231 code for a protein of 381 amino acids. The transcript has 7 exons. The record is from RefSeq and is a predicted model, not a curated record.